ACAGACAUCCCAUCAUGAACAUGCUUGUCGUGCCAGCGCUGUUCCUGCUCUCUGGUUCACUCUGUGGUGCCUCAGUGGUGGAUCCUGUUCCCACCUUUGACUACCGAGACCCAUUAACCAAAGAAAUCCUCAAAUGUCCCAAGUGUCCACCAGGCACGUUCAUGUCUGCUCGUUGCACUGCCACCACACCCACACAGUGUCAGUCGUGCAAAAAUGGCCACUUCACCGAGCUGUGGAACUACCUGCCCAGGUGUCUGUACUGCAGCAACCUUUGCACAGGUAACCAGGAGGUGGAAACAGAGUGCUCCCCGACAACCAACAGGAUCUGUCGGUGCAAAGAAGGCUUUUACUUGGCUGAUGACUUCUGUAUCAGGCACACAGAGUGUGGCCCCGGAUACGGGAUUCAAACCAAAGGUACACAGCAGACAAACACUGUUUGUGAAAAGUGUCCAGAGGGAUAUUUUUCCAGCUCAUCUUCUGCUGUGGAUUUGUGUGUAAAACAUCAGGAGUGCACCAGCGGGCAGAGCGUACUCCUCACUGGCUCAGCCUAUUCUGACACUGUGUGUGGCACCUGUGAGAGUCUUGCACACGGAGGUGAGACUCUCAGGACACUCCUCUCAGGAUUCUUCCAUACACACAGGAUGCGUGUAGGAAAAAUCAAGAAAUUUGUUUCCAAAUACAUCAUUACCUCGUCGGAAGAGAGGUGCAGUCUCCCCAAACAGAGAGAGCCUCUCAUGGAUCACAUCAUAGACUGGCUGGCAAAGGCUCCAGAGGAAAAGCUGAGGAAGGUUCCCGACAUGCUAAGAGCUUCAGAUCUUAACUCCAUGGCAGAAAGACUAAAGAAGAGACUCCAUGAGAUUAAGCAGCAGAACCCAAACUGCAGCUUAACAAUAGAUGAAGUAAACAAUGCUCUCUAGUCUGCAGUCUGUUACACAC
This is a messenger RNA of Pelmatolapia mariae (spotted tilapia), 936 nucleotides long. Its product is annotated as tumor necrosis factor receptor superfamily member 6B-like. The transcript is spliced from 5 exons. The record is from RefSeq and is a predicted model, not a curated record. Bases 15 to 917 code for a protein of 300 amino acids. Gene Ontology annotation, molecular function: protein binding. NCBI's taxonomy places the organism in Eukaryota, Metazoa, Chordata, Actinopteri, Cichliformes, Cichlidae.